CAGUUGUAAACGAAACGUCUUUCUCUAUAUUUAAGCGAGUUUUACGUUUCUGACUCUUCAAUUUUUUUUUUUUUUUUAAUUUAUUUUCUCCCACUUGUGAUAAUUUAUAAUUUUGGAUCAAAAGCAAUCAAAGAUGGACGAGCCUUUAGUGGUGGAAACGAUUUACAUGUACGAGGCGGAAAAUGCACGCACUCAUCAUACGGAUAAUUUUGAAUUGGUGCAUUUUGAUCCACCGAGUGCAGUUCUUCGUCGUGGGCAAACCUUCAAUAUUGCAUUGCGAUUCAAUCGCGAUUACAUCGAUGAGACGGAUAUUGUGAGACUUUUAUUUAGCUUCGGACCAAAUCCAAGUGUGAUGCGAGGAACAAGGGGCAUUGGAACAGUGAAUAGUGAUAAUCAUCUCAAGAAUAUUGAAGCUUGGGGCGUAAGAAUGUUGGGCGCUAAUGGAACUGAUAUUUCUGUCGAGGUCCGAAGUCCUGUUGACAGUCCCGUUGGCAUUUGGCAGCUUAAUGUUGAGACGACAAUUGUUGGCAGGGGAAAGCCAGUUAAUACCCAUCCUCACGAUGCGGAUAUUUAUUUGCUUUUUAAUCCUUGGAUCAAAGAGGACAAUGUCUACUUUGAAGAUCAACAAUUACUGCAUGAAUAUGUCUUGAAUGAUGUGGGUAAAAUAUGGGUUGGUCCCUAUGGCAGUGCUCGUGGACGCGAAUGGAUUUUUGGACAGUUCGAUGCUGCUGUUCUGCCAGCCUGUCAAUUACUACUCGAAAGAUCAGGAAUUAAGACCAUUUCCCGAGGGGAUCCAAUAAAAAUGACACGAGCCAUUUCUCGAAUUAUAAAUUCAAAUGACGACAAGGGAGUAAUCGAGGGCCGAUGGGAUGGAGAAUAUGAGGACGGUACGGCGCCCUCCGCCUGGACCGGAAGUGUACCAAUUCUUGAGGAAUUCCUAUCAACGGAAAAAGAAGUGAAAUACGGUCAAUGUUGGGUAUUUGCGGGUGUUGUGACGACAGUUUGUCGAGCACUGGGUAUACCAUCGCGUGUUGUGACAAAUUUAGUGUCAGCACACGAUACAAAUGCGACGCUAUCAGUGGAUCGUUAUUAUUCAAUGGAGAAUGAGGAACUCGAUUACGAUCCAAAUAAUCCAAUGGGAAAUAUGGAUUCAAUUUGGAAUUAUCAUGUUUGGAAUGAUGUGUGGAUGGCGCGACCAGAUUUGCCCAAGGGCUACGGUGGAUGGCAGGCGAUUGAUGCAACUCCACAAGAGACGUCAGAGGGACUUUAUCAGUGUGGUCCAGCGUCAGUUGAAGCUGUGAGAUCAGGCGUCGUUGGCUAUAAUUAUGACAUUCAAUUUCUCGUCGCUUCAGUUAAUGCCGAUCUUAUGCGAUGGAAGGAGGAUCCUCGAUCGGAAUUUGGAUAUUCCAAAAUUGAAAGCAAUAAAUAUCACAUAGGUCGAAUGAUCCUAACAAAAGCUCCCUGGGUCUUUGAUCCAAAUGGUGACACUGAUAAAGAGGACAUCACUUAUUUGUACAAAGCCAGAGAAGGAACUCCGGCAGAGAGAUUGACGCUUUAUCGAGCAGUACGAAGUGUUGAUUUGGCAAAGAGAUUUUACUCAUUUCCUGCUCCAGGCAAAGAGGACGUGGUAUUUGAUCUCGUUGAUUUGAUGAGAGUGAAUAUUGGAGAUCCAUUUACAGUUACGGUAAAUAUUGAAAAUAAAUCAAACGAGGUGCGUACAAUUAAGGCAAUUUUGUCAGCUGGCAGUGUCUAUUAUACUGGCAUCAAGGCGAAUAUUGUAAAAAGAGCGUCAGGCUCAUUUGCACUUCAACCACAUUCACACGAACAACUGAAACUCACCGUUACAGUCGAUGAGUAUUUAGAGAAACUGGUGGAAUAUUGUAUAAUGAAGUUGUAUGCAAUUGCGUCUGUGGAAGAAACGAGACAAACUUGGGCAGAUGAGGACGACUUUCAGGUUCUCAAGCCUAGCAUCGAUGUCAAGAUCGAAGGUGAACUUGUAGUGGGAAAAGCUUCGAUUAUUACAUUAAGUUUUAAAAAUCCAUUGAAGAAGGUACUUACAAAUUCGAAAUUUCAAUACGCCGGUCCGGGAUUAUCGAAAAAUAAGACAAUUGAAUAUCGCGAUGUUGCACCAGAGGAGAAUAUUUACGUAGAACAUGAAUUGGUGCCACAAAAAUCGGGACCACAAAAAAUUGUCGCUACAUUCACAUCAAAGCAACUUGUCGAUAUUACCGGAUCAAUUUCCGUGGACGUUGAAGAGUGAUAUUUUUUUUUGCAACUUUUAAUUUGAAAAGAAUUUUCUUCAUUAUAUUUUGCUUUAUUGUUGAAUAUUUAUUUUAAAAAAAAAUUACAAACAACUAUUUUUAAAAAC
Molecule: messenger RNA, 2368 nt
Organism: Leptopilina heterotoma
Lineage: Eukaryota; Metazoa; Arthropoda; Insecta; Hymenoptera; Figitidae
Product: hemocyte protein-glutamine gamma-glutamyltransferase-like
Exons: 8
Coding region: 134-2260 (708 amino acids)
Biological process (GO): peptide cross-linking
Molecular function (GO): protein-glutamine gamma-glutamyltransferase activity
Source: RefSeq, a predicted model, not a curated record